AUGUGUCGCGGAGGGGAGGGGGCCAUGUGGAGCGGACGCUUUCUCCUCCUCGCCUGUGUCCUGGCUCCGCUAGCACUCGCGUUCAGUCGUGCGCCCGUGCCCAUGGCGGUGGUGAGGCGGGAGCUGUCGUGCGAGGGCUACCCCAUCGAGCUGCGCUGCCCGGGCACCGACGUCAUCAUGAUCGAGAGCGCCAACUACGGGCGCACCGACGACAAGAUCUGUGACGCCGACCCGGCUCAGAUGGAGAACACACGCUGCUACCUACCGGACGCCUACAAGAUCAUGUCCCUCAAGUAA
Sardina pilchardus (European sardine) is the source of this 297-nucleotide messenger RNA. RefSeq names its product adhesion G protein-coupled receptor L3-like. Gene Ontology annotation, molecular function: carbohydrate binding. NCBI's taxonomy places the organism in Eukaryota, Metazoa, Chordata, Actinopteri, Clupeiformes, Clupeidae. The record is from RefSeq and is a predicted model, not a curated record. The transcript is spliced from 2 exons. Gene Ontology annotation, biological process: signal transduction. Bases 1 to 297 code for a protein of 98 amino acids.